This is a messenger RNA of Talaromyces amestolkiae, 1593 nucleotides long. RefSeq lists its product as uncharacterized. Gene Ontology annotation, biological process: transmembrane transport. The record is from RefSeq and is a predicted model, not a curated record. The coding region runs from base 1 to 1593 and encodes 530 amino acids. The transcript is spliced from 8 exons. Lineage: Eukaryota; Fungi; Ascomycota; Eurotiomycetes; Eurotiales; Trichocomaceae. Gene Ontology annotation, cellular component: fungal-type vacuole; plasma membrane. Gene Ontology annotation, molecular function: dipeptide transmembrane transporter activity; tripeptide transmembrane transporter activity.
AUGCCAAAGAAAGAACGCGAAAGGCGAGAUGCAACUGAAGACGAAAUUGAAAACCUACGGCAUGUCGUUGACUCCUUGCCACUCAUAGUUUGGGUUGCUCUGAUAGCUAGUGGAGCAGAACGUUUUACAUUCUAUGCUGUCACAACUCCUUGGCAAAAUUACACGCAGUACCCUCGGGAUAGCAUCACAAUUCCUGGUGCUUUAGGUCUCGGUCAAGCCACUGCUUCAACACUCUCGAGUGCCUUUUAUGCUUUUACAUUCUUGACUUCUUUGCCGUUCGCUAUUGUCUCAGACGCCUGGCUAGGACGUUACAAGACAAUAUGCAUUAGCUUUUUUCUCAAUUUCUGCGGGUGUUUAGUCCUAUUCGUUACCUCUCUGCCAGCUGUAGAAGUGCACUCUGUCAAGGUUGCUGGGUUGGCAAUUUCCAUGCUUCUUCUGGGACUUGGGACAGGUGGUAUCAAGGCGACUAUAAGUCCCUUCAUAGUAACCACAAAAUCCGGUGAACGUGUCGUCACAGACCGAAUGUUGACCCUCCAAUACAUAUACAACAUUUUUUAUUGGUUUACCAGCAUCGCAACCUUGUCUCUGAUUGCCUCGACCUAUUUAGAGAAAGAAGUUGGGUUCUGGGCAGCUUAUCUCCUGCCGCUGUGCUCAGUCUGGAUCGUGGUUCCUUUAUUGUUCGUUUGGUACAAGCCUUUAGUGAAGCUUCCGCCACAAGACAACGUUCUACCACACGCAUUCAAGGUCAUCAUGUACUCGAUCCAAGAUGGAUUCUACUUAGACGCAGCAAAACCCGCAUACCAAGCAGAAAAGUACGGAAGGCAAAUUGAAUGGGACGAUAUGUUCGUAUCAGAGAUCAGAAGAGGCCUUAAUGCGUGUAAAGUGAUGGCAUGCUUUAUACUAUACCACCUAUGCAAUAAUCAAAGUGUCAACAAUCUCAUCACUCAAGCCGGACAAAUGCGGCUAGAUGGGGUACCAAAUGACACCAUCAAAGCUCUCAAUCCUAUUGUCUGUGUCUUGCUCGGACCAAUAAUCCAAAGGUUUCUCUACCCGUCACUCCGCAGAGUCGGUAUCCCGUUCGGACCUAUCGCUCGCAUGACUUGGGCGUUCAUCACGAUGAGCGCAUCAAUGGCCUUUGCAGCUGGCAUACAGAAGCUGAUAUAUUCCCGAGGGCCGUGUUACGAGCAUCCACUGGCUUGCAAUACUCAUGGAGCGGAUGCAAAUGGCAGCACAACUACACCCAACGAUAUAAGUGUAUGGGUACAAACACCCAUAUACUUCCUGCUAGCAUUCGCAGAGGUUCUAGGCUUCACAACUUUAUCAGAGUACAGCUAUUCGGAAGCACCAAAGAACAUGCGCACUUUGGUGCAAGCUCUUGGGCAAGUGGCUUCAGGCGUUGGAUCUGCGUUGGGAAUAGCUGUUUCUCCGCUGUCGGAUGAUCCAAAGGUCAUGUACAUGUAUACUGGAUUGGCGUCGGUCAUGGGAAUUUGGGCUUUGGGGUUCUGGGUGAGAAAGGAGCCCCUGGGAGUUAAGCGGCAUAAUGAAUCCAUGCCCCAGGCAAACAUCAAUGGUGAUUAUAGAGCGAUCAUGUAA